GUAAAGAGAGAUCCAUCCAGUCUUUGAAAACUUCAAGAGAUACUUCUCCCUCAAGUUCUUCAGCAGUUUCUUCAUCCAAGGUUUUGUUAGACAAACCUAGCAGGCUAACUGAGAGACUUGCUGAGGCUGAAAGCAAGUGGGCUAGCGAGAAAUUGGAGAAGUCAGAUGAAAAUAACUUGGGUGAAAUUGCUGAGUUUGAGGAGGGGUCCACAGCACCCUUAUUUAUUGACCAGACAGAAGAACCCGAGUCAAGCACAUCAGAUGACCAGCUCAGCAGUCGCUCUAAAGCAAUUGCAUCAAAAACAAAAGAGAUCGAACAGGUUUACCGACAAGACUGUGAAACUUUCGGGAUGGUGGUGAAAAUGCUGAUUGAAAAAGAUCCUUCAUUAGAAAAAUCUAUACAGUUUGCACUGAGGCAGAAUUUACAUGAAAUAGGUGAGCGGUGUGUGGAAGAACUCAAGCAUUUCAUUACUGAGUAUGAUAAUUCUACUCAAGAUUUUGGAGACCCUUUUUAGAAGAAUUAGUGCCCAGGUAAAAAAAAAUUUUAAAGCUUCUAGCUUUCCCCCCUUGGAUUGUGUAAAUCCUUGCUAUUUUGUGAUGAAGAGAAAUACUUUAUGAUAGCUGACCACAUUUCUAGUAUUAA
Messenger RNA from Acomys russatus (golden spiny mouse), 643 nucleotides. RefSeq names its product periphilin-1-like. Gene Ontology annotation, biological process: protein localization to heterochromatin; negative regulation of DNA-templated transcription; negative regulation of gene expression, epigenetic. Lineage: Eukaryota; Metazoa; Chordata; Mammalia; Rodentia; Muridae. The record is from RefSeq and is a predicted model, not a curated record. Gene Ontology annotation, cellular component: nucleoplasm.